GACGCUUUUAAUGAAAAAAAUGUUAUAACAAUAAUUGAAAAAACGAAAAAAGCUUUAAUUUGGGAAAAGUGUAACAAUAAUUUUUUUAUUUUUUUGUCUAUAAAUCAUGCCUCGUAAGUACAUACGAACAAAUACAGCUCGACCAAGGACCACCUGGUCGGAUGAGCAACUAAUGGAGGUUGUAGCAAAAGUACAGACAGGAGAAAUAUCUAAAAGGGUGGCACACAGGCGCUAUAAUGUACCCCCUCGAAUCACAAAAAGGAGAAUAACAUGUGGCAAUUUCAAGAAGGGUGCCCUUGGCCCAGAAGGAAUUUUGGGCAGGGUCAAUGAAACAAGACUAGUUGCGCACACUCAUCGUUUGUCAGUCGUUGGCUCUGCUCCAGACAGAAGCACAGUUAGAACACUUGCGUUUAGAUUUGCUGAAAAGCUAGGGAUAAAACACCCAUUUUCAGCUGCAACAGAAAAGGCACUAUUUGCAUGGCUUCAUUCAUUCUUGGACAGAAAUCCUGAAUUGUCCGUAAGGCAAGCUGAGGGCCUAUCGUUGUCAAGGGCCCAGGGAAUGAAUCGAGAGGACGCUAGAAGGUUCUUUGAGUUGCUGGAUGAAGCUUUAACAAAAAAUGGUCUAAUGGAAAAGCCUUCUUGUAUAUUUAGCAUGGAUGAAACAGGCGUACAACUCCUAAAUAAACCUAGUAAAGUUGUAACAAGAAAGGUAGCAAAGAUGUACAUGUAUUAA
Acanthoscelides obtectus is the source of this 733-nucleotide messenger RNA. NCBI's taxonomy places the organism in Eukaryota, Metazoa, Arthropoda, Insecta, Coleoptera, Chrysomelidae. The record is from the annotation of a GenBank genome assembly.